GAAAGCGUAAUGAGCAUCAACCCCUUUCUUUGACCACCAAGAACAACAAACAAAAGUCCUCUGCUUCGCCGGCAAGGCAGUGCGCAGCAGCGCAGAUAUAAAAGUAGGUACUCCAGCCACCCAUUUCCACGGCAGCUCUGACCUCUGAAGCCACAGCUCUGUACUUUGUUUUCCUAUCUUCCUUACCCUCAGGUUGAGCAGCCACCGCUCCCAUGGACAACGGAUCCACGAAGCAGACCGUUGUUCUUUUCCCCGGCGGCGGCGUCGGGCACGUCGGGCCCAUGACGCAGCUCGCCAAGGUCUUCCUCGGCCACGGCUACGACGUCACCAUGGUGCUCAUCGAGCCGCCGAUCAAGUCGACUGACUCCGGCGCCGGCUUCAUCGAGCGCGUCGCCGCCUCCAACCCGUCCAUCACCUUCCACGUCCUGCCGCCGAUCCCGCCCCCUGACUUCGCUAGCUCCCCCAAGCACCCUUUCCUCCUCAUGAUUGAGUUCAUGCGACAGUACAACGAGAAGCUCGAGAGCUUCCUCUGCUCCAUCCCGCGGGCGCGCUUGCACUCCCUUGUCGUCGACAUGUUCUGCACCCACGCCAUCGAUGUGGCCGCGAAGCUGGGCGUCCCCGUCUACACGUUCUUCGCGUCGGGCGCCGGGGUUCUCGCCGUCUUCACCCAGCUGCCGGCGCUGCUCGCCGGCAGGCGAACGGGGUUGAAGGAGCUCGGAGACACGCCCCUCGAGUUCCUAGGCGUUCCGCCGAUGCCGGCGUCCCAUCUCGUCAGGGAGCUGCUCGAGGACCCGGAGGACGAGCUAUGCCGGACCAUGAUGAACACCUGGAAGCGCAACACGGACACCCAUGGCGUUCUGGUCAACACGUUCUGCUCGUUGGAGAGCCGGGCCCUGCAGGCGUUCAGGGAUCCCCUGUGCGUCCCCGGCCGGGUGCUGCCUCCAGUCUACUCCAUCGGGCCGUUGGUCGCCAAGGGCGGGAGCGGGGAGGACGAGGAGGGAGCGGAGAGGCCCGAGUGCCUCGCAUGGCUUGACGCGCAGCCGGAGCGCAGCGUCGUGUUCCUCUGCUGGGGGAGCAAAGGCUCGCUGCCGGAGGAGCAGAUCAAGGAGAUCGCCGCUGGCCUAGAGAGGUCCGGGCAACGUUUCCUCUGGGUCGUGCGCACGCCGGCCGGCAGCUACGACACCAAGAGGUACCUGGAGCAACGCCCCGAGCCAGACCUCGACGCGCUCCUGCCGGAGGGGUUCUUGGAGCGGACCAAGGGCCGCGGAUUCGUCCUCAAGUCAUGGGCGCCGCAGGCGGACAUCCUCACGCACCCGGCCACGGGCGCUUUCGUGACCCACUGCGGGUGGAACUCGACGCUGGAGGCCAUUGCCGCGGGCGUGCCGAUGCUGUGCUGGCCGCUGGGCGCGGAGCAGAAGAUAAACAAGGUGCUCAUGACCGCGGACAUGGGCGUCGGCGUGGAGCUGGAGGGGUACAACGCAGGCCUCGUCAAGGCCGAGGAGAUUGAGGCCAAGGUGAAGCUGGUGUUGGAGUCGGAGGAGGGGAGGGGGCUCGGGGAACGAGCGGCGGAACGGAAGAAAGAAGCAGAGGAGGCGCUGAAGGACGGCGGCUCGUCGCGGGCGGCGUUCCUCCGGUUCUUGUCGGAUGUUGAGAAUCUUAGAGCGUGAGAUUGACGAAAUUGUAACCAGCCUUGCUGUUUAUGUUUGUUUUCUUGCAUACUAGUCUUGUCCUCCCUUUGUCAAUUCUAUUGUACUGCUUCUGCUGUCUUUCCUAGAAUAAAAAGGAAACGAUGACGAUAUUGACUAGCA
This is a messenger RNA of Panicum virgatum (switchgrass), 1808 nucleotides long. Its product is annotated as UDP-glycosyltransferase 88A1-like. NCBI's taxonomy places the organism in Eukaryota, Viridiplantae, Streptophyta, Magnoliopsida, Poales, Poaceae. The transcript has a single exon. The coding region runs from base 213 to 1667 and encodes 484 amino acids. The record is from RefSeq and is a predicted model, not a curated record. Gene Ontology annotation, molecular function: UDP-glycosyltransferase activity.